CCUUAAGGAAUUAAUUAAUUUUCAUUUUCCAGUCUGUCAGUCUUGUUGAAGAGAUUUUGCUCAGUGUAUAGCAAGGUCGCUGUGACAAAUUUUGACAAAAUCCAAAUUCAAGUGUUUUUUGGUUUCGCAAGCACAUGAGCUCAGUGAGAAAGAACAGACUGAGAUGACAAGGAGAACAGCCAAUCCUGUUACAUUUGUCUUUCUUAUUACUGACUUGCCAUGAUAAAUAUGGAAAAUUAUAUUUGGCUAGAAGGAGGCUGAGAAAGGGAACAGAUGGCCACCAAAAGAAUACUAGAGCAGCUAAUAGUCACUGGCAUAUUUCCGGGAGAGAAAUUUAAAUCUGAAGCCAAGCAGAAGCAUUAUCCAUUUUUUUCUGCUCAGGGCACUGUGCAUGGAACUGCUCCUGCAAUGCUCUGACUAGAGGAAGGUGGGCUUCCUGAAAUGCCUUUGCUGAAUGGAAUAAACAGCUCCUGUCCUGCACUUAACAGCUCUCGCAAUAAUGCUGACAGAAAUAGUUGACAAGUCUUCCCAUGUGGAUGCUUUUUCUCAGUCUCAGCUGACUGUUCAAGAGAGGGACCAUCUGGGCUCUAACAGAGUCUUCCAUCAGAGAGUCAGUCGUGGUGUCCUUUCCCUCCCACAUCUGGAAGGUCAAGUGAAGCAUAGUCUGGCUGCAGAUGCUGCAAACCCUCCCCCCUUUGAGAGCAGCCUGCCUCAAAUAGCAAAUAAGAGCUUGCAGAGUGUCCUCCCCUCUUUUCAGGAAAAUGGAACUCAAGGCAAUUUUCCUCAAUUUAACCUUCCAGACAGUCUUCCUGAGAGUGAUACCAGAGUCCAUACAAAACCAUCCGAACUGGAGAGCACCAGCAUCGGGGUCAAACUGCCUAUGACAGCUUCAGAAGCCUUGAAAAAUUUUAGAAACCAGUUAACAGUCUAUGAGCAAAAAGAAAUUUUCAAUUAUACAGAGCUCUGGUUUCUUGGCCUGGAAGCUAAAAAGAUUGAAGGUUUGCCUGAAACCCAGAAUAAUAAUUGUUAUGAUGAUGAGCAUGGUUCCUACUUAAAGGUUUUACAUGACCACAUUGCCUACCGCUACGAAGUCUUGGAGGUCAUUGGGAAAGGGUCGUUUGGGCAGGUGGCCAAAUGCCUGGAUCACAAAACCAAUGAGUUAGUGGCAUUGAAAAUAAUAAGGAAUAAGAAAAGAUUUCACAGCCAGGCUUUGGUAGAAGUGAAGAUCCUUGAUGCUCUGCUGAAGAAAGACAAAGAUGAUACUCACAAUAUCAUCCACAUGAAGGAAUACUUCUACUUUCGCAAUCACUUCUGUAUCUCCUUUGAACUGCUAGGAAUAAAUUUGUAUGAGCUGAUCAAAAAGAACAAUUUCCAAGGCUUCAGCCUGUCAUUGAUUCGCCACUUCACUCGGUGUGUGCUGAGGUGCUUGCAAGUGCUCUACCAGGAAAGAAUCAUUCACUGUGAUCUGAAGCCUGAGAACAUACUAUUAUACCACAAUGGGCAAGGUUCAGUCAAAGUUAUUGAUUUUGGAUCAAGCUGCUAUGAAGACCAAAGAGUGUACACCUAUGUUCAGAGCCGCUUUUAUCGCUCCCCUGAGGUGAUUCUUGGUCAUCCUUACGCUAUGGCUGUUGAUAUGUGGAGCUUAGGCUGUAUCAUAGCAGAGCUUUACACAGGCUACCCACUGUUCCCAGGGGAAAAUGAAGCUGACCAACUUGCCUGCAUCAUGGAGGUAUUGGGUCUUCCACCAGCUGAUUUUAUCCAGGCUGCGUCAAGGAGGAGAACUUUCUUUGAUUCCAAAGGUUUUCCUAAAUCCAUAACUAACAGCAAGGGGAAAAAGAGAUGCCCAGACUCCAAGGAUCUAAGCACAGUGCUGAACACCCAUGAUGCUGGUUUCUUGGACUUCUUGAAAGGAUGCUUAAUGUGGGAGCCCUCCCUGCGCAUGACUCCUGAUGAAGCGAUGAAACACGCGUGGAUCCAGGAGCCAAAAAUCUUCCGGAAAACACAGGCCCCAAGGAAGAUGAGUGAUGGCUCCUUCUGUGCACUGGAAAAUAGAAGAGAGACUAUUCAGAAUCUCUGGAAAAAUGCAGCUGACAAAGUGAGAAGUGAACUGGCUGACAGACUGACUCCUUUCACAGGCACAGCAGAAAGUGAUGUGCAGAACACAAGGAAGCAUGCUAUUCCAGAGAAAUACUUUGAAAACCACAUGGAAAAGCCUAUUAAAUAUGAUCAAGCAGAAGACAGUGGUGAAAGAGCUCUUCCAAAAACAUCUCUUUUUUUCCCACCAAUUAAGUAACACAGAGCACAAGCUAUGACUGGCUCAGUUGCAUACCUAGUGUAUUUUGUAGGUAUUAUUUGUACUCAGGAAUAUAAGCUAUAUCUGUCUGUUCAUGGGCUGUGCACAUUGUAAGUAUAUUUAAUGUUCUUUUUACCCUGAAAUCAUCUAGUCAACCAAAACAGAAUUUGAGAACCAUUCCUUUUCCUCAUCUCCAUCUUUGUGAUCAGAGAUUCUUCACAACCAGCAGCAAUAAAAUGGAGACUGUAGAGGUGGAGAAUGGUUUAUUCUUGGUGUUAUAACAGACUUUUGAAUUUUAUAUUUUCCUGGAUCUAAAAGAACAGAUGUGUUGACUGAAGAAUCUGAAUCAUUUUUCUUACAGCAGCAUAAGUCAGGAAUAAUUCAUGGAUAAGAUUACUGAAUUUACUUAUGUAUAAAACAAAUAAGAGAAAUCAAACCCAGGAUCCUCAUUUUCCUCCUGCUCCAUCUUCCUCUUUUUAUAGUGAAGCUGCUAGAUGAAAACCAUUGUCACACCAUCCUAACAGAUUUAGAAAUGUAAAUUAUGCUCUUUAGCUCUCUAGCAACAACAAAGCAGAAUGGUAUUCUGGGCCCAUUUCUGCAGGGACUCAACAGGAAGAAUGGAUUAAAGCAAGCGGGUUUGAUUUGGGAAAAUUGUCCUUCAUGGCAAGUUUAACUUAAUACUCUGAAAUAAACCCAACAAAAGCCAAACUAAUUUCUAUGAUA
Motacilla alba alba is the source of this 3016-nucleotide messenger RNA. RefSeq names its product dual specificity tyrosine phosphorylation regulated kinase 4 (gene DYRK4). The transcript has 14 exons. Gene Ontology annotation, molecular function: protein serine/threonine/tyrosine kinase activity; ATP binding; protein serine/threonine kinase activity. The record is from RefSeq and is a predicted model, not a curated record. Bases 500 to 2293 code for a protein of 597 amino acids. NCBI's taxonomy places the organism in Eukaryota, Metazoa, Chordata, Aves, Passeriformes, Motacillidae. Gene Ontology annotation, cellular component: nucleus. Gene Ontology annotation, biological process: peptidyl-serine phosphorylation; peptidyl-threonine phosphorylation.